GAUUCAGCCAACCAAUCACAGCAGCAAAUUGGUCACCACGUGGUGGGAAGACGCUCCAACAUCAAAAAUUUUGCAAGACGAAGAACUUUUUAGGAUUUAUCCACUAAACUUCCCCCAUUUUCCCUCUGACUAGAAGACUGAUUCAUGAGAAACCUCAUCAACAGAAAACAGUUGACCGAAUUGACAAGUUGGAUUCAGAUUAGCUGUUAUCUUUCUCACCCUUAAAAAAAAAAAAAAAAAACCGCGUGCGUUUCGUCAAAUCAAUAUGUUUGAUUAACUCCGCUUUGAUGACUGUAGGUGAUGGCGGCCUGUUUAACCUUUUGAAGCGGCACGCGCGGUUUUAUUUCAGACGUUACUCUCUGUCGGACUCCUGACUUCACAGCCGCUUCAACGAUGGCAGCGGAGUUUGUGUUUUAAACCGUUUGCACCGUGUAGUGGCACGUGUUCGGUCGAUACUAUCGGAGCGCGUUCACGCACACGCACGCGCCGACUGCUCUCAGGCAAGCGGACACGAGAAUCCGUGAGUGGGUAAACGGGAGGACCGGGACAGCGACGGGGCGACAUGGAGUUCGAGGAGUCCGGUAUCGGGGAGGAAUGCGGGGUUUUCGGGUGCGUGGCCGCCGGAGAGUGGCCCACACAGCUGGAGGUGGCUCAGGUCUUAACCCUGGGACUGGUGGCGUUACAGCACAGGGGACAGGAAAGUGCCGGGAUCGUUACGAGUGAUGGAGCCAGUCCACCUACAUACACAGCCCACAAGGGAAUGGGACUAGUUAGCACGGCUUUCCCGCCCGAGGCUCUUCUGAAGCUGCGCUAUGGUAACCUCGGUAUUUGUCACACACGCUACUCGACCACCGGGAUCUCGGAGCUGCAGAACUGCCAGCCCUUCGUGGUGGACACGCUGCACGGCAAGAUUGCUGUAGCUCACAAUGGAGAGCUGGUUAAUGCCCAUGCCCUGCGGAAAAAGGUGAUGCGUCAUGGUGUGGGCCUCUCCACCAGCUCAGACAGUGAGCUCAUCACCCAGCUGCUGGCGCUGACUCCCCCUAUGGAGGAGGUGGAUGCACCCGACUGGGUUGCCAGAAUUAAAAACCUCAUGACUGAGACGCCGACGUCGUACUCACUGUUGAUGAUGUUCAGAGACGUCAUCUACGCGGUGCGUGACCCCUAUGGAAAUCGACCACUCUGCAUUGGACAGCUUGUUCCCAUCUCUAAACUGCACACUCCAGGUGCUGGAGAGGAGGACACGGAGGGGUGGGUGGUGUCAUCAGAGUCCUGCAGCUUUCAGUCCAUCGGUGCCAAGUAUUACAGAGAGGUCUUACCAGGAGAGAUAGUCCAGAUAUCCAGACAUGGAGUCAAGUCUCUGAGUGUUGUGCCUCGCCCUGAGGGAGACCUCCCCGCCUUCUGCAUAUUUGAAUAUGUUUAUUUUGCCAGACCAGACUCGAUUUUCGAAGGACAGAUGGUCUAUACUGUGAGGCAGCGCUGUGGUCGGCAGUUAGCCAUCGAGGCUCCAACCGAUGCUGAUGUAGUGAGCACUGUGCCAGAGUCUGCGACGCCCGCUGCACUGGGCUACGCUCAGCAGGCUGGGCUGCCGUACAUAGAGGUUUUGUGCAAGAACCGCUACGUCGGGAGAACGUUUAUUCAACCCAACACUCGCCUGAGGCAACUCGGAGUUGCCAAGAAGUUUGGGGCUCUGACGGACAAUUUCACUGGGAAACGAGUUGUGCUCGUCGACGACUCCAUUGUCAGAGGCAACACCAUCUCCCCCAUUAUAAAACUGCUCAAGGAGGCUGGUGCAACAGAGGUCCAUAUCAGAGUGGCCUCUCCACCGAUCAGGUUCCCGUGUUACAUGGGCAUCAAUAUUCCAACCAAGGAAGAGCUCAUCGCCAACAAGCCCGAGUUUCAGGACAUCGCUGGAUACAUCGGAGCGGACAGUGUCCAGUAUCUGACCGUGGAGGGUCUGGUGUCGGCCGUCCAGGAGGGGAUCGCCUCCCUCCAGGAGAAGGACAACAUGAUCAGCACCAGUAACAAGCCCAGCAGGAGAGUGGGCCACUGCACCGCCUGCCUGACUGGGAAAUAUCCGGUGGAGCUGGAGUGGUAACCGCUGUACCAUCGCCAUGGUUACAGCGGCUCCGUGGAGUCGCUGCAGGCUCCCACAUGUUGAUGGAAUGUUUCCCAUAGACUGGAUGAGAACCUGGAAUUACACAACCACUUGCUCUGAUAACUGGAGAUGAAAUGUUGCUUUUGAUGACCUCUAGUGGUCGUAGUUUCACCUGCAGAGGUGUUUACUACAUCCUGGUGUCGCUGAUUACAGGUGCACAUCUGACCACACAACACUAAUGCUUCUUUUUUUUUUCCCCCUUUUUGAAGAUUAUCCUGUAAAUGUAUUUUCAUGAGUCUUAAAACUACUUUAGUUUUCACAUUCCAAGCCUUAACAAACAUGAGCAUUACAUAGAAUUCAUCGUGUCAGAGAAGUGCACAAGGCUAGUGACCAAAAAGUGAAAUUAUCUAUACUUUCCUAAUCUAGUUUACUUUUCUACCUUUAUCUAAAAUUCAACACUGUUUCUUUUGUUUUGGGUCUGAAUGGAAAUGUUGUUUUCUGAACUUUAUAAUGGAAAAGUUCAAUAAUAAACAGAAAAAU
Messenger RNA from Seriola dumerili (greater amberjack), 2635 nucleotides. RefSeq names its product phosphoribosyl pyrophosphate amidotransferase (gene ppat). Gene Ontology annotation, biological process: purine nucleobase biosynthetic process; purine nucleotide biosynthetic process. The transcript has 11 exons. Gene Ontology annotation, molecular function: amidophosphoribosyltransferase activity. NCBI's taxonomy places the organism in Eukaryota, Metazoa, Chordata, Actinopteri, Carangiformes, Carangidae. The record is from RefSeq and is a predicted model, not a curated record. Bases 563 to 2095 code for a protein of 510 amino acids.